AUGGAGCCUCUGUUCCCGGCCUCCCCACUGACCAGCUGGAAUGCCUCCUCGGCAGCCACAGGCAGCGGCGGCGAGAAUGGGACGCUGGCGGGGCUGGUGCCCUCACCGGGCGCCCGGGCGGUGGUGGUGCCCGUGCUCUACCUGCUGGUGUGCACAGUGGGGCUGGGCGGCAAUGCGCUGGUCAUCUACGUGGUGCUGCGCCACGCCAAGAUGAAGACGGUCACCAACAUCUACAUCCUCAACCUGGCUGUGGCCGACGUGCUCCUCAUGCUGGGGCUGCCCUUCGUGGCCACGCAGAACGCCAUCUCCUAUUGGCCCUUCGGCCCCGUGCUCUGCCGCCUGGUCAUGACGCUGGACGGCAUCAACCAGUUCACCAGCAUCUUCUGCCUGACCGUCAUGAGCGUGGACCGCUACCUGGCCGUGGUCCACCCCAUCCGCUCCGCCCGCUGGCGCCGCCCUCGGGUGGCCAAGCUGGCCAGCGCCGCGGUCUGGGCCUUCUCUCUGGUCAUGUCACUGCCACUGGUGGUGUUUGCGGACAUCCAGGAGGGGUGGAACACCUGCAACCUCAGCUGGCCGGAGCCUGUGGGCCUGUGGGGCGCCAUCUUCAUCAUCUACACGUCCGUGCUAGGCUUCUUUGGGCCGCUGCUGGUCAUCUGCCUGUGCUACCUGCUCAUCGUGGUGAAGCUGAAGGCGUCGGGCAUGCGCGUGGGCUCCACGCGGCGGCGCUCAGAGCGCAAGGUGACCCGCAUGGUGGUGGUGGUGGUGCUGGUGUUCGUGGGCUGCUGGCUGCCCUUCUUCAUCGUCAACAUCGUCAACCUGGCCUUUGUGCUGCCCGAGGAGCCCGCCUCCGCCGGCGCCUACUUCUUUGUGGUCGUGCUGUCCUAUGCCAACAGCUGCGCCAACCCCUUGCUCUACGGCUUCCUCUCUGACAACUUCCGCCAGAGCUUCCGGAAGGUUCUGUGCCUCCGCAAGAGCUACGGCACUGAGGAUGCGGAUGCCACGGAGCCGCGGCCGGGCCAGAGCAGCCGGCUGCAGGAGGCCAUGCUGCCCACACGCAGCUGCAAGGCCAACGGGCUCAUGCAGACCAGCAAGCUGUGA
This is a messenger RNA of Eubalaena glacialis (North Atlantic right whale), 1098 nucleotides long. RefSeq names its product somatostatin receptor 5 (gene SSTR5). Gene Ontology annotation, biological process: cellular response to glucocorticoid stimulus; neuropeptide signaling pathway; regulation of insulin secretion. The record is from RefSeq and is a predicted model, not a curated record. Gene Ontology annotation, cellular component: membrane; neuron projection. Bases 1 to 1098 code for a protein of 365 amino acids. Gene Ontology annotation, molecular function: neuropeptide binding; somatostatin receptor activity. The transcript has a single exon. Lineage: Eukaryota; Metazoa; Chordata; Mammalia; Artiodactyla; Balaenidae.